Molecule: messenger RNA, 2086 nt
Organism: Bemisia tabaci
Lineage: Eukaryota; Metazoa; Arthropoda; Insecta; Hemiptera; Aleyrodidae
Gene: Arl2
Product: ADP ribosylation factor-like 2
Molecular function (GO): GTP binding; GTPase activity
Source: RefSeq, a predicted model, not a curated record
CAAGGUAGAUUUACACCAAACACCUUAUCACCUAGUACACUUGUUUUUAAUUUGGGUUUUAAAAGUCACAUACAAGUUUGUGAAUCCGUGAAUAUACUCAGUUAUUACAGCAAUUAAAACCAAAGGUACGCCAAGCAUUGUCAAUUAACUCUCUUUAGAAUUCAAUUCGGUGUCUUCUUACGGCUGUCUUGAUCCGAGUUUCAAGUGACAAAGGCUACCUACUCGGCAUCUGUUGUUUCUGUUAUCGUGUUCUGCCAUGGGAUUCCUAACGAUUUUAAAGAAAAUGCGACAGAAAGAAAAGGAAAUGCGAAUUUUAAUGUUGGGUCUAGAUAAUGCCGGCAAAACCACCCUACUGAGGAGAUUUAAUGGCGAAGAGAUCGACACUAUUGCACCCACGUUAGGUUUCAACAUAAAAACAUUAGAUUACAAAGGUUUCAAGCUUAAUAUGUGGGAUGUUGGAGGUCAAAAGUCUUUACGCUCGUAUUGGCGAAAUUACUUUGAGAGUACUGAUGGUCUAAUAUGGGUGGUAGAUAGUGCUGACAAACGUCGACUCGCUGACUGUAAAAAAGAACUGUUCUCACUCCUCCAAGAAGAAAGAUUGGCCGGAGCAACACUUCUUGUAUUCACGAAUAAACAAGAUCUUCCUGGUGCUCUAUCUGCAGAAGAAAUCCGUGACCUCUUGGAACUACCAAAAAUCAAAACGCACCAUUGGCAAAUAUUCAACUGCAGUGCUGUCACAGGAGAUAAUUUACUCCCAGGGAUGGAUUGGCUUGUAACGGAUAUUUCUGCAAGAAUAUUCACUUUAGAUUGAUGAGAUUGAAUGUCAUAUCUCAGUCAGCUGUCUACACGAAACUUUACUUCAUGUUUAAACUCGCUGAGUUUAGGGGUAUAAUUAUAACACAACACUCAUAUCAUCGCAUGGCCUUUUACCUACAGGAAAAAUUUCUUUCCAUUCAGCCGUCAUCAGGAACAUGUUUUUUUAUUAAUAGUUGCACUUUUUAAAAUUUUUUGAGCAUUAUUGCUUUUGAACUUCGCUCUCAGAGAAUUUGCAUCGAAUUCAUUUUUGAAAAAACUAACAAAUUUGUACAAAUAAAUGGGCAAUUAAUUAUGUUUAAUGUAUAAAAAGAAGGAAACUAAGUCAUAAAAACUCAACCAUUCACAAUUGAAUAUCUGGUGUAAUAUUUCCUGUUUGCAGGUGGAUUUUUAAGAGAGUUGACCUCUUACUGUAUCUCUACUAUCAAUGUUACCCCAGUUUUUUCACUGUUUUUUAGACUUAACAGUUUAUUUCCAAAUAUCAAGCCCAAGACCCUUUCUUUUAUUAUCUGUACUUGUCCAUUCAAGUCGUAAUAAUAAUAUGUUAAAAAAUGAAGUAAAUUUAAAAAAAAAAAAAUCGGUUUUUAAAAACUGCAAUAAAUGCAAUAUCUAGCUUUAUUUGUUGUACACAGCUAUCUGUAGGUUGGUAAAGGGUCUCGAAUAUGAUGAUGAAAAGCAGAAAAAUGAAAGAGAAAAGAAAUAUUUUAGAAGCCGUUUAAAAAAGCAAAAAGAAGAUAAGUGGCACCGAAGAAUGUAAAAAACGAUUAAUGAGAUCCAUUCAUCCUGAUGUCACAAUAAUUAUUAAAGAUUUUUGCAUUUCUUAUCUCCUCUCUAUUCCAUCUAUUUUCGUUUCCCCCAUAAAAACGAAAAUUAUAACUGUCUGCAAAAUUGACGCUCUAACUUCAAAAUACAAAACAAAUUUUAAGGUAUAGAUCACCUGAACGAGUGUCCCUGUUGAGGUAAGCACCUCUUCAGUAAUCAAAAUGCAGAAUAUCUUAAAGACUAUGAUAGAUAAGCUAUCAGUUUCAUGAUAAGAAUUUGUAAGCAUGCAAAUCAGUCUCCUCAGUGCCUAGUGAGAAGAGUUACAGUGUUUUAUUGUCUAUAUUGUACAUUUUUGUAGCUUUUUUAUUUUUCUAAUUGUAAUUUAUUUUUCUUUAGUUUAAUCUACUGCAGUAUUGGAAAGCAAGACACCGGUUUUAACGGGCUGUUUUCUGGACUAUUGUAGCAAGAAAUUCAAACAUUUUUUAUUAAAUAUUUUUCUUUUAACAUAACA